Molecule: messenger RNA, 3340 nt
Organism: Eubalaena glacialis (North Atlantic right whale)
Lineage: Eukaryota; Metazoa; Chordata; Mammalia; Artiodactyla; Balaenidae
Gene: SLC8A3
Product: solute carrier family 8 member A3
Exons: 7
Coding region: 141-2906 (921 amino acids)
Biological process (GO): calcium ion import across plasma membrane; sodium ion transmembrane transport; cell communication
Cellular component (GO): axon; sarcolemma; postsynapse
Molecular function (GO): calcium:sodium antiporter activity
Source: RefSeq, a predicted model, not a curated record
AGCCCGGCGGCGGGGGCAUCGCGCACCUUCCUCACCCCCCUCACUUGCCCACCCCUCCCGGGAGAUCGAGAGGAAACGGUCUCUGGACUGUCAGGAGGACCAUUGGUGCUGCAGUGGAAGCCAGCGGCUAAGUCUCGUGUAUGGCGUGGUUAAGGUUGCAGCCUCUUACCUCUGCCUUCCUCCAUUUUGGGCUGAUUACCUUUGUGCUCUUCCUGAAUGGUCUUCGGGCGGAGGCUGGCGGCUCAGGAGAUGUGCCCAGCACAGGGCAGAACAAUGAGUCCUGUACAGGAUCAUCGGACUGCAAGGAGGGUGUCAUCCUGCCAAUCUGGUACCCGGAGAACCCUUCCCUUGGAGACAAGAUUGCCAGGGUCAUUGUCUAUUUUGUGGCCCUGAUAUACAUGUUUCUCGGGGUGUCCAUCAUUGCUGAUCGCUUCAUGGCAUCUAUUGAAGUCAUCACUUCUCAAGAGAGAGAGGUGACUAUCAAAAAGCCCAAUGGAGAGACCAGCACAACCACGAUUAGGGUCUGGAACGAAACUGUCUCCAAUCUGACCCUUAUGGCCCUGGGUUCCUCUGCUCCUGAGAUCCUCCUCUCUUUAAUUGAGGUGUGUGGUCAUGGGUUCAUUGCUGGUGAUCUGGGACCUUCUACCAUUGUAGGCAGCGCAGCCUUCAACAUGUUCAUUAUCAUUGGUAUCUGCGUCUACGUGAUCCCUGAUGGAGAGACUCGCAAGAUAAAGCACCUCCGAGUCUUCUUUGUCACUGCUGCUUGGAGCAUCUUUGCCUACAUCUGGCUCUAUAUGAUCCUGGCUGUCUUCUCUCCUGGUGUGGUCCAGGUUUGGGAAGGCCUCCUCACUCUCUUCUUCUUUCCAGUGUGUGUCCUUCUGGCCUGGGUGGCAGAUAGGCGACUGCUCUUCUACCAAUACAUGCACAAAAAGUACCGCACAGAUAAACACAGAGGAAUCAUCAUAGAGACAGAGGGUGACCACCCCAAAGGCAUCGAGAUGGAUGGGAAAAUGAUGAAUUCCCACUUCCUAGAUGGGCAUCUGGUGCCCCUGGAAGGGAAGGAAGUGGAUGAGUCCCGCAGGGAGAUGAUCCGGAUUCUCAAGGAUCUGAAGCAAAAACACCCAGAGAAGGACUUAGAUCAGCUGGUAGAGAUGGCCAAUUACUAUGCCCUCUCCCAUCAACAGAAGAGCCGCGCCUUCUACCGGAUCCAGGCCACCCGUAUGAUGACUGGCGCAGGCAAUAUCCUGAAGAAGCAUGCAGCAGAACAAGCCAAAAAGGCCUCUAGCAUGAGCGAGGUGCACACUGAUGAGCCGGAGGACUUUGUCUCCAAGGUCUUCUUUGACCCGUGCUCUUACCAGUGCCUGGAGAACUGUGGGGCUGUGCUCCUGACAGUGGUGAGGAAAGGGGGGGACAUGUCCAAGACCCUGUAUGUGGACUACAAAACAGAGGAUGGUUCUGCCAAUGCGGGGGCUGACUAUGAGUUCACAGAGGGCACUGUGGUUCUGAAGCCAGGAGACACCCAGAAGGAGUUCUCUGUGGGCAUCAUUGAUGAUGACAUUUUUGAGGAGGAUGAACACUUCUUUGUGAGGUUGAGCAACGUUCGCAUAGCGGAGGAGCAGCCAGAGGAGGGGACGCCUCCCAGAGCACUCAAUAGUCUUCCCUUGCCUCGGGCUGUCCUGGUGUCCCCUUGUGUGGCCACAGUCACCAUCUUGGAUGAUGACCAUGCGGGCAUCUUCACUUUUGAAUGUGACACUAUUCAUGUCAGUGAAAGUAUUGGUGUCAUGGAGGUCAAGGUUCUGCGGACAUCAGGUGCCCGGGGCACAGUCAUCGUCCCCUUUAGGACAGUAGAAGGGACCGCCAAGGGUGGUGGUGAGGAUUUUGAAGACACAUAUGGGGAGUUGGAGUUCAAGAAUGAUGAAACUGUGAAAACCGUAAGGGUUAAAAUAGUAGAUGAGGAGGAAUACGAAAGGCAAGAGAAUUUCUUCAUUGUCCUUGGUGAACCGAAAUGGAUGGAACGUGGACUAUCAGAGGUGACAGACAGGAAGCUGACUGUGGAGGAAGAGGAAGCCAAGAGGAUAGCAGAAAUGGGAAAGCCAAUAUUGGGUGAACACCCCAAACUAGAGGUCAUCAUUGAAGAGUCCUAUGAGUUCAAGACUACCGUGGACAAGCUGAUCAGGAAGACAAACCUGGCCUUGGUUGUGGGGACCCAUUCCUGGAGGGACCAGUUCAUGGAGGCCAUCACUGUCAGUGCAGCCGGGGACGAGGAUGAGGAUGAGUCAGGUGAGGAGAGGCUGCCCUCCUGCUUUGACUACGUCAUGCACUUCCUGACGGUCUUCUGGAAGGUGCUGUUUGCCUGCGUGCCCCCCACAGAGUAUUGCCAUGGCUGGGCCUGCUUCGUCGUCUCCAUUCUCAUCAUCGGCAUGCUCACAGCCAUCAUCGGGGACCUGGCCUCCCACUUCGGCUGCACCAUUGGCCUCAAGGACUCGGUCACGGCUGUUGUUUUUGUGGCGUUUGGCACCUCUGUGCCAGAUAUGUUUGCCAGCAAAGCAGCCGCCAUCCAGGACGUGUACGCAGAUGCCUCCAUUGGCAACGUCACGGGCAGCAACGCCGUCAACGUCUUCCUGGGCAUUGGCCUGGCCUGGACCGUGGCCGCCAUCUACUGGGCCCUGCAGGGACAGGAGUUCCACGUGUCAGAGGGCACGCUGGCCUUCUCUGUCACCCUCUUCACCAUCUUUGCGUUUGUGUGCAUCAGCGUGCUCUUGUACCGCCGGCGGCCCCACCUGGGCGGGGAGCUGGGCGGCCCUCGUGGCUGCAAGCUGGCCACGACUUGGCUCUUUGUGAGCCUGUGGCUUCUCUACAUACUCUUUGCCACGCUGGAAGCCUACUGCUACAUCAAGGGGUUCUGAGCCGCAGCAGCCCUGGAGAGGCAGCAUCAGGACCCGAGCCCCAGGAACUUCACCCGACUAGGCCCUGGCAGUGGACUGAAAGGGCGGAGUCUUAAUCAAUCCAACAGAAUGGAGGAAAUACCCAUUUUACAAAGUAUUUAAUUCAAUAUAAACCAACAACAGCGACAAAUCCAACUCCAGCCCAUCUUCCCGCCAUGUCCCUGACCCAUAACAAAGUCAGACCCUUCGCCACCUUCUGUCCCACCUUUUGAUUAUUCCUUUGCUUCUACUUUCCUCGGGGGCAGGGUUUCUCCUGUCUGUCCAGUUGGAUACAUCACCGUUCUCUCACUCCACUGGCGAGGCUUGAAAAUGAGUCCUAUCCACGUGGCUGGCUCGGGGUUCUCUUUUCAUUGCCAUCAUUAUCGUGGUGGCUUUCAUUUUCCCAUCAGGUUUUG